Molecule: messenger RNA, 1416 nt
Organism: Aureobasidium subglaciale EXF-2481
Lineage: Eukaryota; Fungi; Ascomycota; Dothideomycetes; Dothideales; Saccotheciaceae
Exons: 5
Coding region: 1-1416 (471 amino acids)
Biological process (GO): transmembrane transport
Cellular component (GO): membrane
Molecular function (GO): transmembrane transporter activity
Source: RefSeq, a predicted model, not a curated record
AUGCCGGAAAGCCUACAGCACUAUACCGAAGACGAGGUCAGAGAGAUUGAGAGAAGCCUGAAGCGGAAGGCAGACUUCACCAUCAUGCCGAUCAUUGGCAUCCUUUACAUCCUCAACUAUAUCGACCGUCAAAACCUAGCCGCCGCCAAGCUACAGGGUAUCAUGGAAGAUCUCAACAUGAGCACCACACAAUUUGCUACGGCGGUCUCCAUUCUCUUCGUAGGAUACCUGCCCUUCCAGAUCCCAUCGAACCUGAUAUUGUCUUCUAUCACUCGUCCCGGCGCAUACAUCUGUACUGCUACGGUCAUCUGGGGAGCCAUCUCUGCGGCUACAGCCGCGGUCAACAGCUACAACUCUCUGCUUGCCGUCCGCGUCAUUCUUGGAGCAGUCGAAGCUGUAUUCUUCCCUGGUGUUAUCUACCUCCUCUCAGCUUGGUAUACGAAGCGCGAACUUGGAAAGCGAUUCGCCGGACUUUACAUUGCUCAGCAAGUUGGUAAUGCUUUCGGUGGCCUCAUCGCUGCUGGUAUCCUCAAACUUGACGGCGUUCAUGGUAUCCGCGGAUGGCGAUGGCUCUUCAUCAUUGAGGGCUCUGCAACCGUUGGGGUAGGCCUCUUCUGCGUCUUCUUCUUGCCCGAGUACCCUUACAAUGCACGUAUGCUCAAGCCUGUCGAAAGAGAUCUGGCAGUGUGGAGACUCGAAAAAGAGGCUGGAGCAAGCGAAGCCAACGAAGAGAUCAGCACUCUAAAGGGCUUCCUUCUAGGCCUUCAAGACCCAAAGCUCUACGUGAUCAUCUUCAUGAACAUGAUGAGUCAGGUCCAAGGAUCCAUAGCCAACUUCUUCCCGAGUAUCGUCAACACACUUGGCUACGGACAUUAUGAGACGCUCCUCCUCACCGCUCCACCCUAUGUGCUCGCUGGUGUCGUCUAUUUCGGAAUCACCUGGUACUCGGAUCGAACGAACAACAUGUACCGCGUCAUCGUAAUUUGCAUCUGCAUAGCCUGCGCAACCUACAUUAUCGCACUCUCUACCCUCAACACAGGCGCACGUUACACUGCAAUGAUGUUGAUGCCAUUCUCGUCUGUCGGUCCGCAGUUGAUGCUCUACAAGAUCAUUAAUCAACAUCUCCCCCGUCCAAUCGCCAAAAGAGCAGGAGCUGUAGCCAUGACAAACGCCAUUGGCGGCAUCUCCAACAUCUGGAUGUCGUACCUGUACAUCGGUGCUCCGCAUUACUAUCCUGCCUUUGGUGCCUUGUUUGCUGCUGCUAGCAUCUUCUUGGUCACCAUUACGGCGUAUAGAUUUUAUGUUCUCAAAGAGAACAGGAAGUUGGAGCAAGGCGGUGAGGUUGCACAGAAGGCUAUGAGGCAUGGUAUCACGCAGCAGCAACUGCAGAUGGGCUGGCGUUAUGAAGGUCUCUAG